Molecule: messenger RNA, 1459 nt
Organism: Mollisia scopiformis
Lineage: Eukaryota; Fungi; Ascomycota; Leotiomycetes; Helotiales; Mollisiaceae
Exons: 1
Coding region: 128-1279 (383 amino acids)
Biological process (GO): N-acetylglucosamine metabolic process; protein N-linked glycosylation
Cellular component (GO): membrane
Molecular function (GO): metal ion binding; beta-1,4-mannosylglycoprotein 4-beta-N-acetylglucosaminyltransferase activity
Source: RefSeq, a predicted model, not a curated record
CCAAAGCUCUCACGCUUCAUCUUCUUGAAUCCAACAAUUUAAUUUAUGACCUCCUCGAGCCUCACUCCUACCUCUUGCUCGCAACGAUGACCCGGCAGCAAUUUAACCUUCAUCCCCCAUCUCCACAAUGACCCGACCCCACCGCUGGCCCAUCUUUCGUCUCCGCAUAACGCGACUCUUGGCCCUCUUCCUCCUCAUCUGCCUCUUCAUCUACCAAUUCGACCACCAAGCCACCCUUCCCCACGAAGUGACAUCUGUCGAGAACGACCUUGCAGCUUCCCAUCCUCCCGAUCCCGCGAAUCAUGGAUUUCUGCCCUUAGCAGACGCGAAACUGCUAUGCAGGAGACAACACUGGAGGCCUUGGCCUAGACGAGAUGGCAGGAGGAAAGUCUACGAUCUGUUCAUGUUGAACGAUGAACUGGAUAUGCUGGAGAUCCGUCUCUCGACUCUCUACGACUAUGUCGAUUAUUUUAUUAUCGUCGAAAGCCUAGUAACGUUUACGAACCACGAAAAGCCAUUGGUAUUGAAGGACAACUGGGCCAGGAUAGAGAAAUGGAGCGACAAGGUUAUCCACCACGUUCUUGAGAACCCACCGAUUGGGGCCCCGAGAGCUUGGGAUUACGAGGAUUCGCAGCGGAACGCGAUGUUCUCGCAGGUGUUUCCGAAGCUGGUGGGGGACGUGGAGAAGGAAGCUAAGAUGGGAGAUGUGAUUAUUGUUUCGGAUGUGGAUGAGAUUUUACGGCCUGCUACGGUUAUGUUGUUACGGGAAUGCCAGACGAGUAGGAGGAUGACUUUGCGGAGUCAGUUCUUCUAUUAUUCGUUCCAGUGGAGACAUGUUGGGCCGCAAUGGCCCCAUGGUCAAGCUACGACGUUUGGUGGAUAUGGGAAAGACCAGACGAUUCUCCCAGCGGAUUUGAGAAAUGGAGAAGGUGGGAAUAGACUCGCGUGGUGGUGGGAGAAGGACGAGCUGUGGAACGCGGGGUGGCAUUGUAGUACCUGUUUCAGGACUGUUGAAGAAGUUUUGAGGAAGAUGGACAGUUUCUCGCAUGUGUCUAUGAAUCAAGAGCAGUUUAGAGUGCCGGUGAGGAUUGUGGAUAGAGUGAGGAAGGGAAUGGAUAUAUGGGAUAGAGAAGUGGAUAAGUUUGAGAGGGUACAGUCGAAUGAGGAUGUUCCUGAGGUCUUGAAGAAGGAUAGGGCCAGGUGGAAUUAUAUGCUAGAUCGAGACGCUGGCAAUGCCGGUUUUGAAGAUUUCGACGCGGAUUAUAUUCCUGGGGAUUGAGGUAUGGACAAGAUGUUUGUGAUGUUGUACACAUCAGCUAAAAUGCAAAGGGUAAAGUCAGCACCUGCGGCCGGAGUUGUUUGGACAUCAGAUGAGGAGAGUCAGAACAGCAUUGGCGUUCUUGUUUGUGAAAUGAAUGAUACCCCCGAGACAUACCGGAUCUAUAUCCAACAUACAACU